AGCCACGAUCAGUUGCAGUCUCUCCGUCGUGCCGUUCGGUCGCUAUAGAGUGGUGCGCGUUCCUUCAGCAGACGUUCACGGCCAUUGUGGGUGCUUGCAAAAUCGGGCUGAGGGCUCGCAAUCGAAACGAAACUGAACGACGCCGAAUCGAAGUAACGCUCCGUGGUCAAUGCUACACUCGCCGGGUGCGUGAGUAUCGAUGAAUUUUAAACGACAUUCCCACUGUCGAUGCAGCUGAUCGUGCAAUUAUGAUCGUGGUGUGGUGGUUCGUGCCAACAUUUCAUGUGUGUGCGCCUGUGUGUAGGUGAAGUGUAAACAACGGUCCGUGUGUCCCGCGUGUGUGUGUGGAGGCUGCCGUUGGGAGGGUUCGGUGUAAUUCUUGUAACUCCGGCCCGAUUCAUCGCGCCCGCUGCAAUAGUGCAAUAAAUUCCGCUCGAGGGUGGUGUACGUGUGCGUGUUCGGUGUUAGCUCGUUCAUAGAAAGCCCGCUGCAAAGAGUGUGAUUUGGAGAGAAAAAAAAAACGGCUCCCUCACUGCUCGAAAGAAACCGAGUGUCAUCAUCCAGCCCCAUCGAAAGUUCAACAAAUUUAAAUACUCCAAGGGUGCGUCAAGUCUGCACCGUAACGCCGAAGGUCGUAAAUUGGGCAUCUGGGACCAUCGGACUGGCCCGUUUCGUGUUUUUUCCUUCACUCAAUUACGGCUCAAAAUGGUUCACGAUCGUUGGGCACUGAAUGGGGAUCCGCGGUUGGUGGCAGUGAUCGCGUUGGGAAGGGUGUAGAACGCCAGUGCAAGCGUGCUUAUUUCUGAACAGCAAAUACUCGCAACCGGGCACCGUUCAGGUUCAGUGAUUGACUGCGGGGGUCAGCAAUUCGAGUGAUAUUUAAAUGUCAAAGCCAGCCGUUUGAUUGAUCCGUAAUCCACUAAUCCGAAAAGCUCGAAGCGAUCGCCGAACUCGCGAGCGAAAACUGCAACGAUGGGAUACUUUUCCAAACGAAACAUAUUCAUCUACUGCUGUAUAUCGGCAUGUUUAUCAUUGCUUACCUAUCUGGUGGCGUUCUCUUGCGAAAUCUCCUGGAUAUUGGAGGCCCGCGGUGACUUGCCCAUACCGGCCUAUCUGCUGUGCGCCCAGUUCUUCAUACUCUUCAUCUCGUCCGCGAUCUUGAUCCAUGGCCUCUCGACGGGCAUUUCGUGGGGUCUGCUCAGCUGGUCGAUUAUAAUCGGUGUGCUGUCGGUUCCGGAACUGGCACUAGUCAUGUACAUGACCAUACAAUAUUGGGGUCUACAAUCGGCGCACGGGCUAACGGAAUUAAUUGGAUAUUUAAUACGUUUAAUAGUCAACUGCUUAGCACUGCUGUGCGUUAUUCCGACAGCAUUGAGAUGGCGACAGGAGAAGAAAGUGUUAUCCCAGCUCGAAUCACUUGCCUCACGACUGCAGCUGACCACACCGACUCCAACGACUCCUUUCAACGCCACCACCACCGGCAUGAACUCACUGCGCGCUAGCAAACGCAGCACUCAGGGCGCUCCGAACGGUCCCAGCCGACGGCCUUCGACCGGAUUCGACAAUCCCGGUUACGUGCCGCACGAAAACAACUCCCUGGACAUUGUCCAGCAGUACACGGCCUACAACAACCUGUACGGAUCGCAGAGCGAAUUUAAUGCGAGCAUAUUCGGGCUACCACCGGCGAUGCCUACCGGCCCACCGCCGAUAGUACCGGAGUGCAAGAAAACACAGUCGCUGCUUGAUCUGCGCUUCAUCUUUCCACCAAAGUUUCUCUCGACGCACACCACGAUCAGUGAGAAGAAAUCCAAAGACUCCGCGCCGGCUACCGACGAGCCGGACAAUGUACUGCACAACAACCUGAAGAAUCAAAUCCACAACAAGCUGCACGACGUCCCGGAGAAUGGUACGUUGCGACAGGCCCGCGAAAAGGAUACGAACGCCUCGAUCGAGCACACGGGUGGCACGGUAGCAACAAUGACGAACGGCGACGGGCCAGUCUCGUCCGCCAACGAUCCCAUCUACUACACGAUCGAGUCAACCAAGAACAACAAAAUAUUGGGCCGCAAUUGUGUGUCGCUCGAGAAUUUGGGCAACAUAACGUUCUCGGAAUCGCCGCUGCCAGUGAAGAAGCACGACCUGCCGUACUACCGGUACGGACACAAUCUGCUCAAAAACUAUGCCAUGAACCCGUGGAAUGUUCUCGCGUACAAUCCGGCGUACAGUGCGUAUCCGCCGGCCUACUACCACUACCAAAUGAUGAACCCGUACCAUCUGUAUCAGCUACAUCAGCAGCAGCAGCAGCAUCACGCCAACUACCACGGUGGAGCUGGCAGUCCCAUUCCUCCCGGCGGGUACUUUGCGGGACAUCCGCACGGUGGACUGCACGGUGGACCGGCCAGCUAUGGGAAGAGUCACUCGCAGCUAACCAGCUACGGGUAUGGUAACAAUCUGUAUCUGAACGGUGCCACCGACAGCCGACAGUCGCUCGGUAACGAGUCGGACGACUUUCGAAAGUAUCGUGAUGUGGCCCUAUAGUAGUGGCGGAACGUCUUGGGUGUGCUGUCCACAGUCAGACUAAAAGGGCUCAAGCAAUAGUAGCUGGGUUGGUAGUGCGUAUUGAUAAUACUCAGAUGCAAUAGAUAGUAUAGGAUACGUAUGGCAUAGGGAUAGUAACGACACGAACAAACCGGAAAACUGCGACCACUUCGACUGAGUUACCUCAAGUAUAAGCAUAAAGAACAGGGUAGGAUUCGUGGGAUUUGAUGAUCGGUCCCCGAUGUGAGCUGGGGUGGGAUUACACCCUGUUGUUUAAAAGAAUGUUAUUUAUUGUACGUUAGUGUAAGUAAACCUCCAAACUUUGAGAAAACGAA
Messenger RNA from Anopheles stephensi (Asian malaria mosquito), 2873 nucleotides. RefSeq lists its product as uncharacterized. The transcript has 6 exons. NCBI's taxonomy places the organism in Eukaryota, Metazoa, Arthropoda, Insecta, Diptera, Culicidae. Bases 973 to 2538 code for a protein of 521 amino acids. The record is from RefSeq and is a predicted model, not a curated record.